Adelges cooleyi (spruce gall adelgid) is the source of this 3368-nucleotide messenger RNA. Its product is annotated as arrestin homolog. Gene Ontology annotation, molecular function: G protein-coupled receptor binding. Gene Ontology annotation, cellular component: cytoplasm. The record is from RefSeq and is a predicted model, not a curated record. Gene Ontology annotation, biological process: G protein-coupled receptor internalization; signal transduction. Lineage: Eukaryota; Metazoa; Arthropoda; Insecta; Hemiptera; Adelgidae. Bases 378 to 1736 code for a protein of 452 amino acids. The transcript has 10 exons.
GCGACCGUUCACCACGGAACGCGACUUGCCGCCCUCUUGGCCGACGUGCAUUACCGCGGAUUAAAUAAUAAUAAUAAUAAUAAUAAAAAAAAAUUCACCGGACGACGACCCCGUGUGCUGCCACCACUCGAUGACAGAGUAUAGUUUAUAAAUACAACCAAACUGCGAGCCGUUAAAUGUAAAAAAAAAAAAAAAACAUGAAGAUUUGACCUGACCGAAUCGCGUUUAGAGUGUUUUGUUUACAUCAAUCCGCGUCAACCGAAACACACGAGUCUAAGAAAGUGUCCAUCGCCUCAGGUAUGCAAUACCAAGAAUUUGAAUACUAACAAGAAUCUGAGCACAAACAAACUACAAAACAACUACAAAGGUUACAUUUAAUGAACACCGCUAUGCUUUGCCAGCAAGGUCCCGACACGACGGUUACCAUGGUGUCUGAAGAAGACCAAGAGCCAUCGAGUUCGAGAGACUUGUCUUGUAUUCAAGAUUCUAUGCCUGGAAUUGCUCACAGAGUUUUUCGGAAAACCGCACAAAACAACAAACUGUGUUUGUAUUUGGGCAACAGAGACGUUGUGGUAUCAAACAAUUCCGCCACUAAAAUCCACGGUAUCGUUUUGGUUGAUCCAGAACUACUGAAAGACCCAAAGAAAAAAGUCUAUGGACAAAUCACGCUGACGUUCCGGUACGGCCGAGAAGACGAAGAAGUCAUGGGACUUAAGUUUUGCAACGAAGCAAUCAUGUGCUUAGCACAAAUUUACCCACCUCACGAAAACGCGCAGCGAGAUCAAAACACACCUUUGCAGGAAAUGUUGAUACAGAGGUUAGGAAAUAAUGCACAUCCGUUUUCAAUGGAAGUAACACAUUUAGCUCCGCCCAGUGUACAAUUAGUUCCAGCCAAAGAAUACAACGGAGCGCCAAUAGGAACCAGCUAUGAUAUACGCAUAUAUAUUGCCGAGAGAGCAGACGAAAAGCUACAGAGGAAGAACAUUGUAAAAAUGGGUAUCAAAGUAGUUCAGAUGGCUUCAGCACCACCACCGCCUACGCCCACCCCUAGAUCAGAACAGCCUAAAGGUUGGCGGCAAAGGGGACCACAAGCCACGUCAGAAAAACCGUUUUUGCUCAGUGACGGAAAAGUUACACUGGAGGCGAAUCUAGACAAAGCUAUUUACACACACGGUGAUCCUGUACAUAUAAGUAUCAACGUAAAAAACACCACUAAAAAAGCCGUUAAGCGCAUAAAGGUGUUCAUCGUGCAACACGUGGACGUGUGCAUGUUCAGCAACGGUAAAUUCAAAAACACAGUGGCCGCCGAGGAGUGCACCGACGUGCCAAUACCCGGCAACGGCGGUUCGUUGGAGAAGGAGUACAAGUUGUAUCCGAUCAAGGCGAGGACAAAGAACUGGAUCGCUCUGGAAGACUCUCUGGGCACAGCCGUCAACAAGGCAGAAGGAUCUCUGUCCAGCACGGUGGUGUGUGUGUCGCCCGAAGACCGAAACGUGUUCGCCAUAUACGUCACGUACUAUGUCAAAGUGAAACUCCUAAUAGGCGCGAUGGGCGGACAAAUGUCUCUGAAAUUGCCCUUUACGUUGAUGCACACGCCGUCCAACGCGUUCCUCUCAGAAUGCAAGAACACGUCGUGCGCAUCGUUGGGGCCGUGUCCGCUUGUUCCGCCCGUCGGCAAAGAAGCCGUCAUAGCCGUCGACGAAAGGUGCACCAACAACAGCGGUCUGGAGCUCUGAGGAUUAAUCGAAUCGGCCGACAAUCGAGAAGUUCCUCCUUCGACAACAACAACAGCUACGGCCGAUCCAGAAGCCGACAACGACGAGGCGAACCGUUUUAAGUUCAAAAGAAUUUUGUGCUGUUUCAGCAACUACAGAUGGUGAACGUGGGUCCAAAACCAAAAAACGGAAAGAAAAUAAAUAUAUCAAUUAAAAAAAAAAAAAAAAUGUAAAAUAAUUUGUAAGCGCGUUAUGAACUCAUAUACAUAUUCAACGUUUUUUUUUUUAUGUACGCCAAUUAUUUAAGGGUAAAAAAACGACCAACGAGAAAACACAUAUCGUGUUCGGCCAUUUUCCCGUCUGUCGUUUAACCAGAUUUCUAUUAUUAUAUUCUCAAGUCGUACCUGUACCAUGUGUUUCUAUUAGUCAACAGCUCUCGUUGUGUUUAAUAUUAUUACUUCCGACCGGAACUAUAUUUAGAGGAAGACGAGUCGUGUGUGUGUGUGUGUGUGUGUGUGUGUGUGUGGUAAUGGACAUAUUAUGUGCUCGCGUUGCAAUUAAUAUUGCCUAAAAAGAAAUUGUCGUUUUACAUGUUUUAUAAUAAAAUAAAAAUAUAUUGAAAUUUUCAUCGGCAAAACGGAACACGGUAAAUAUUGAAAUAAUAAUAUAUUAGGCUGAUUUGUUGCAGGGUAGAAUAUUUUAAAAUCUAUGUACUAAAAAACCGCCCCACGUUUGAGAUGGAUGGUACACAACGUGUGUGUAUGUUAACUGUUAUUGUAUACAUAUGUAGUUUGGCAGUGUACACAAGAGCUGUAAAUAAUUGUUCCAAAUACAAAGUCUAUCGUCUGAGCUCAAAAAAUAACCAAUAAAUAUUCCAUUGUCCGACCAAUGAAUGGAAUCAUCCUCAACGCUUGUUGUUUAAAUGUCACCCCAAAAAAUGAUAAAAAUAGUGAUCUCCGAAUUCCGUUAGAUAGCUGUUGUUGAAAACCUGAGCACUCAUCUAAGAUAAUCUUAACCAUUUCCGGUCCCCUUUCGUGUGUAUGUGUGGGGGGGGAGGGGGGAUUUUACUUAUUAUAAUUAUUUAUAACACCAGUGUUUUUACAUGUUGUAUUUUAAACGAUAGUCGUACUGUAUGUUUAUGCGAUUCGACUAUAAAUGGAAAACUAUGUUAUCUUAAUAGUUAACUUCAGAACUGAACAUAUUACAACUAGUCAUUUUGAAUAUAAUAAAUCCAAAAAAUGGGAAACAUUUCACAUGGUGCUUUUGAUUUGAGCCACAAAUUAUUUUUAAUUAAUUUCAAUCGUUAUAAAUGUAAUAAGACAUACUAUAAGAAACAAUGUACGAUACAAUUAUUGUUUUUCCUUGUGGGCUAUACUUUUAAAUAAACAUACAGCGACGCAGUAUAAAAAUAAUAUUUUAAAUAACAGUAGCUCAAGUUACCCAUUUUUAUUAGGUAGGUAAGUAUAUAUUAAAAAAAAUUAAAAAACCUUUUUUUUUUAAUCUCCAAUGUUAUGUACAUUUUUUUUCUUAUCAAUCACUAAUAAUUUUGUUUUCUUAAGAAACACGAUAAAACAUUGUUUAUCCUAUACACUUGAUGAAAUAAACGGGAAAUAUACUUUGUUAAUCUAUAAGACGUAUGCCUUAUAGUUAUGU